GGCCGAAAUGACAGACACGGGGGUUUCCACCUCAAAAGUCUAGCCAACAGCAUGGAAAAACUAUACCCACGCUUGGCAAUGGAUGUGACCUUUCGCUAUUGACCCUCUCGACCAAUAACGCAUCCCGCAGCCAGGGAGGGUGGCAUCAUGUCUGCGAGACCGGCGGGGUUGGGCCCCCUUCGAUGCGCCAUAAUCGGUGCUGUUGCACUUUCUCGAGGUGGAGAUGCCCAGCCCCGAUGGAGACCCCGAGGCCCGGCUGGAGGAAGAAAUUGCUCACCAUGCCGGGCUGAUUCCUGCACGACGCUUGCCGCGCUCGGGAAGAGAAUUCAUGGCGUGUGAUGCUUGGCAACUUGUGCAGCGCUCCAUCCAUGCAUUCCUGCUGAUCACUGGCGCCACUUUCCUCUUGCCUUUUGAGCCCUCUCCCGCAGGCCCAAAGGGCUUACUUAUAAAACGCACACAUACAUGGCCGCCAUCCCCGCAGCCAGUGUUCCCCCUGAGCCACCAUCCUCCCACCUUCCCAGCAGCCCGAGCCCGCCCGCCUUUGCUGCCCUUUAACCUCCCGCAUGGUGCCCUGAAGGCUUCACCGUCCCUCCCCCGGAAUCACACGGCCGGCGAAGCACCAAACAGCAUGGCGACGCCUAAGGAGAUGAACCCGCCCGUGGUCAUGGCGCAGACCGAGGCGCCUGAGGGCAGCUUCAGCGAGAAGAAGACGUCGCAGGACAGAGAGGCGAAGCCCGAGGGCGGGGAUGCGUCCGAGGAGGAGGUGCGCGACGUCAACAAGGAUGUGCAGCUGCAGCACGGAGUCGUCAAGAUCCAGGCCAUCACCAAGGCAUGGACGUUCAAGUACCUGGUUAUUACCUACAUCUUGAUCUACCUGACGUCCUACUGCCAUUCGAUGCAGCAGCAAAUGAACUCCAACCUCGCUCCCUAUGUGACCUCCUCCUUUUCCAGGCACGGCCUCCUGGCCACCGUCGGCAUCGUGGCCCGCCUCGUCGGCGGCGUCGCCCAGAUCCCCAUGGCCAAGAUCGGCAACAUCUGGGGCAGGAUGGAGGUGUACAUCCUCGUGCACGGGCUCUGCUCCUUCGGCCUGCUCCUCAUGGCCGUGUCCAACAACAUCGAGACGUACGCGGCCGCCAACGUGUUCUGGACCGUCGGCAGCGGCGGCGUCGGCUUCAUCCACACCGUCCUCAUCUCGGACCUCACGUCCCUCCGGAACCGCAUGAUAAUCUACACCCUCAACUCGACCGCCUACGUCGGCAACGCCUUCGCCGGCCCCAUCGUGGCCGAGCUGUUCAACAAGUACAGCACCUUCCGCUGGGCCUUUGGCGCCUUCGCCAUCAUCUUCCCCUUCUUUGGCGCCACCAUCUGCGUCAACCUCUGGCUCAACCUGCGCAAGGCCAAGCGCAUGGGCCUUGUUCCCAGCCGGCCGAGCAGCGGCAGAACGUGGUCGCAGUCCAUCAUGUUUUACAUCAACGAGUUUGACAUCAUGGGCAUGGCCCUGCUGUGCGGCGGCUUCUCUCUCUUCCUUCUGCCCUUCAGCAUCCAGUCGUACAGCCCCAACGGGUGGACAACGGCAUACAUCAUCGCCAUGAUCAUCAUCGGCUUCUUCAUGAUCGUGGGCUUUGUCUUUUGGGAGAAGAUGUUCGCCGUCGUCCCGCUCGCGCCGUGGAACAACCUCAAGGACCGCACAAUCUUUGGCGCCGCUUUAGUGGCCGGCAUCAUCAUGACCAGCUUCGGGACGUGGGAUUCCUACUUCUCGUCCUAUCUGCAGGUCGUCCACCAGCAGACCAUUGCCCAGGCCGGGUUCAUCACCAACAUUUACACUAUUGCAAGCUGCACUUGGGGCCCAAUCGUCGGAUACCUCAUCCGCCUCACACACCACUACAAAUGGAUCGCCAUCUCGGCCGUGCCCGUCGCGUGCCUCUCCACGGCGCUGCUGAUCCACUUCCGCACGCCCGACACGCACAUCGGCUACAUCAUCAUGUGCCAGGUCCUCAAGGCCACGUCGGCCGGCACCAUCAUCAUCUGCGAGCAGCUGGCCGUCAUGAGCGUCGUGUCGCACAACGAGGUGGCCGUCAUGCUGGCCCUCGUCGCCCUGGCCUCGUCCGUCGGCGGCUCCAUCGGCCGCGCCAUCUCGGGCGGCAUCUGGACCAACCAGCUGCUGCCGCUGCUGCAGGACCUGCUGCCCGAGGACCAGAAGCAGAACGCGACCAGGAUCUACGGCUCGCUGCCCGUGCAGCUGUCGUACCCCUUCGGCAGCCCCGCCCGCAACGCCAUCGUGCUCGCCUACGGCGACGUCCAGCGCAAGAUGGUCAUCGCCGGCGCCUGCUUCAUGCCCCUAGCCCUGGCCGGUGUGUUUCUAUGGAGGAACGUCAACGUCAAGAAGACGCAGCAGACCGCGGGGCAGGUCUGGUAAGCUGGACGAGCCAAAGGGCUGCAUCAGUCUUUGGACAGAGGCGGUCUUGCUAUUGCGCAACAGGCAUACGUGUUGGAUGCAAAAUUGGCAACAGAAUGGAUGCUCUCAAAUAUACGUAGAACUCAUUUUAUGUCCCACCAAGUCCUGCACAUAAUAAAAAAGAACAGCAACCCCCCCCUCCCCCUACUUCUCGUUGCAACUAUUG
Messenger RNA from Gaeumannomyces tritici R3-111a-1, 2621 nucleotides. RefSeq lists its product as hypothetical. Gene Ontology annotation, biological process: transmembrane transport. The transcript has 4 exons. NCBI's taxonomy places the organism in Eukaryota, Fungi, Ascomycota, Sordariomycetes, Magnaporthales, Magnaporthaceae. The record is from RefSeq and is a predicted model, not a curated record. Gene Ontology annotation, molecular function: transmembrane transporter activity. The coding region runs from base 224 to 2416 and encodes 730 amino acids.